Priapulus caudatus is the source of this 2978-nucleotide messenger RNA. Its product is annotated as protein FAM188B-like. The record is from RefSeq and is a predicted model, not a curated record. NCBI's taxonomy places the organism in Eukaryota, Metazoa, Priapulida, Priapulimorpha, Priapulimorphida, Priapulidae. The coding region runs from base 1 to 2166 and encodes 721 amino acids. The transcript is spliced from 13 exons. Gene Ontology annotation, biological process: protein K48-linked deubiquitination. Gene Ontology annotation, molecular function: K48-linked deubiquitinase activity; cysteine-type deubiquitinase activity.
AUGGCGGCAAAGCUAAACAGUGAUCAUGUAGAAUUGCUCGCUACUGCACUCAUUCGAGAAUAUCUAAGCAGAAAGGGCUUGAAGAAUUCUCUUGCAACACUCGAUGCAGAGCAACCACGAUGCGAAAAUAGUAUUACCAAUCGAGUUGAACUUGCCAAGCAACUACAUAUUGAGAAGCUACUAAAGAAAAAUAAGGAGUCAUGUGGAAAACAGUACAAGACCAUGGUUGAAGUUAUUGCGAAACAUUACUUGGAAAAACACAGCUCAACAACUAGACAAAAAGAGCGGAAGUCUGCAUCAAGUAAAUCUGAGAAAACAAUGUCUACUGUAAAUAAAGUGGAUAUUGAGUCAGAAGACGUGUAUUACCUCAUCACAAAUCCACGGCAACAAUGUGACUCAAAUGUUCAGGAUAUCACAGGAACUGACAGAAAAGAUAGUGAGACAGCUGUUACUACAACUGACAGGAAUGUAUGCUUGAAAGUAUCACAGCCAGAUGAAGAAAGAUUUCCUGAUCACAACAGUGGUACAGAAGAUUGUAAUCUAGUCAUGAGUGACAACAGUGGCAAACGCAACCCGAACUUGUCUAAAUAUGUAGGUAGGCAGCACAAUAGUACUGAUGCGAACAGGGAUUUAUUUGCCAAGAAUAUGAAAGCAGCCCUUUUAGAUGACAGUCUAGACCUUUAUGUCAAGAAGAGGCCCGAAUCUUUACAGACAUUAAGACAAAUGGAUGGCUGUUUCACAGUUCAAUCUCCAUCUACUAAAUCACAGAAGAGGUUACAAGCUAUAGAAGUGGCAAAAGAAUCUAAAUUGGGUGAGAGAUUGCAAAAUGAGAAUGCUACAAUCAAUUAUCAGCAUCCAUCUGCAUUCGUUCAAGACAAUCACAUUGCUCUAACCAUGGGCAGCAAGGUGUUAGACAGUAAGAAAAAUGCCUCGGCGACAAAUGAGAAUAGUCAAGUCGAGCUAAAUGCUGCAGAGCUCUUUGCAAGAAAACACAAGUGUGUGGAAAGGAUUGGGGACAUUGAAAUCGAUGAUCUGGAGGAUUUAGACGAUGACCUCAGUGGUAUUGAUGUCGGCCAUCCCAUUGUCUGUAAGAGGAGAGUUGUAGUUGGUACUCCUAUCACACUGGAUACUGCUUGUGCGCUGAAAUCAUUGAUAUUUGGAUCUGGGAUGCAGAGGUUCAGCAUAGAAUGGCAAAUGCAAGGAUUUUCAUUCUGUGAUUUACCUGAACUGCAAUAUGGUCUUGUGCAGAAAAAGGGAGGACCGUGCGGGCUGUUGGCAUCUGUUCAGGCAUGCAUGCUUCAGCACUGGCUGUUCUCAGAAGAACAGUGCUGGUCUUCAAGUAAGAAGCUAGCUCCCACUUCAGAGCAGCGAAGCAAGUAUCUGCGUGUUGCACUUGCCUCUAUACUGUGGCGUGCUGGAAGCAAGAAGCGUGCUGUUGUGGCAGUGCCUUCUGGAAAGGCUGCCUUUGUUGCUAACAGUCAGUAUAGAUGUGAUCAGCUGACGGAAACACUCACCUUGCAUACAUUUGAUGAGUUCUCGGGACUGGAAGAGUUCCUGCGGAAUGACUGCACACAGUAUGACUCAGACCAUAAUGGAUCCUGCAUCACAUUCCUGUACUCAGUAAUCUUGUCCAGGGGAUUUGACAGAUUAAAAGCAGACAUGGAUGAACCAUCCAAUACACUUAUGGGUCUUCAUGGUUACUGUACUCAGGAAAUCGUCAACCUGCUACUCACGGGAACAGCCUUCUCCAAUGUGUUUGACGGCACUGUACUGCUGGAUUCUGGAGGAGCGGUAUCUUCUCUCAGAGGAAUUCCGGAAAGAUCCGACAUUGGCUUCCUCUCCCUGUUCGAACACUACGGUUCCUGUGAGGUGGGUGGUAACUACAAGAGGCCAUGUUACCCUAUCUGGGUAGUGUGCAGUGAGAGCCACUUCACCGUGUUGUUUGCACUGGAACGUGAUGCAGUCGCACACACUACGUUUGACCUGCACUACUACGAUGGGCUAGCAGGACAAGAUGAGCCCAUCCGGUUAACUGUGGAUACGUCUACGUCUACUAACUCCCUACAGUCGCACGUCAGUGGGCUGGUGCCGCCUCUGGAGCACUGCAUACACACGCUGUGGAACGAUGCACACGUGGAAUGGAAUGGAUAUGAUCCAAUUCUGUGAUAUCCUAGCUGGAGUACCAACACAUACACGCUCCCAUUACAUGAAAACAAGACAAGCAUGCUGAGCCCUGAAGGUGUGACGAAGCUGUUAGCUGCAUCCAAGAAUAAAAGUAUACAUACGAUAUUCCUAAAUUAUACUUACACUUCUUAAUUAACUUUUUUUUUGUCGACCAAGGUGGGCAUGAUGUUGCUUCCUUGAUUCGGGAACAUUUUGUUCCUUACAAGGCUAUACUAGUCAGGGUUCGAGGUCCUCCGGGUCGGGUAUUUUUAUUGUGACACCAUCACUAUUAGUUAAAUCCUUCCCGCACCUAUGUGGAACAUAAUUUACAUUGUGUAACAUUAUAAUGCAGUAUGAGCCCUGGGAAGUCAUAUAGAGCACAUUGUUUGGCUGCAAGUUCGCAUAUUUUUUAAGUCACUAUGAUAAUAUGGGAAGAUUUGGAAUAUAGUUGUCAGAAAGUACCAGUACCGGUUAAAAUUUAUUGUAUUAUGUAUCUGUCAGUGCUGAAGUAAAUCAAACCUAGCCACAUAACAUAGUGAAGGCACUUAAUGGUUAAUUGCAACAAUAUCAUUCUGCAAAACAAUGCUUACAAAUGUAAAUGUCCAGACUUCCUAUGAAUUUAUUUAGUAUGUGUUUUAAAUAUAUAAUUAACUAUAUCAGGAGUACAUGAAUGGGGAUAAUCCAUGUACUUUAUUUGUAUUGCCUUUUAGGCAUAGUAUAUGUCAUUUUCCUGUAUUUCAUUGAGAUUAAAAUCUACUUUACGAGUUCAGGUUUGAUAGUAUUCAUUAAAAAAAAUUUCUUUUUUGUAAGACAUA